Molecule: messenger RNA, 2287 nt
Organism: Astrephomene gubernaculifera
Lineage: Eukaryota; Viridiplantae; Chlorophyta; Chlorophyceae; Chlamydomonadales; Astrephomenaceae
Source: the annotation of a GenBank genome assembly
CAGGUUUAUUCUUUAGGUUAGCACUCACUUGUCACCGCCAUUUUAGCUGGUCACAAUUACUACUGCAAGCCUGCUGUAGAUAUUUAGGAAAGCCGCCUGUCGCUUUCCGCCGUAAUAUCUCGCGAAACCAAUAAUACCUGCAUUUUGGGCUGAGCUGCAUUUAUGGCUCAACGACAAAGCGGGAAGCUAUUGUUGCGACGGGCGGCUUCCCUAGCGCAGCAGCUCCUGCAGCAGCAGCAACAUGUCACCGGAUGUACGGCAGCAGCAGCGACGCAGUGCCGUACCUUUUCAUCCAAGCCCCUAUGGGCUAGCCCCUGCCCCCAUGGACCCCCGGCCUUUGCCUUUGACAUCGAUGGGGUACUCGUUCGGGGGAAGCACGUGCUGCCCUGGGCGCUGGAGGCCAUGAAGAAGUUGACCACCCCCGGCGGCCAGUGGCGCUACCCAGUGGUGUUCAUGACCAACGGCGGAGGGGUGACGGAGGGACGCAAGGCCGAGCAGCUCUCCAACUGGCUGGGGGUACCCGUAGCGCCGGAGCAGGUCAUCCUGGCACACACCCCCAUGCGAGACCUGGUUCCGGAGCUGGCUCAGCGGCCGGUGCUGGUUUCGGGGCGCGGCGACGUACUGCAGGUGGCUCGCUCGUACGGCUUCCAGCGGGUGCUGCACACGCGGGAGCUGGCGGCGGCGCUGCCGACUGCUGCACCCUUUGCAAAGUACCCGCUGCAGGCGGCAGGCACCGAGCGCGGCUCCAGCACCCCCGCAGUUGCCUCCGCGGCGCCUGACGCGUCCGACACCGCAGGCACCGCGCCGUUCGCCAGUCCCGCGCGUGCAGGCGCUGCCCCCGCUCCCGCGACCCACGGGUCAGCUGCGCACCCCUGCCCCGUGCGGGACCUGGGGCUGGCUACCGAGGCGGCGCCCAUUGACACGAUCCUUGUGAUGACGGAUCCAGAUGACUGGUACCGUGACUCUCAGCUGUUGUACGACGUGUUGACGGGGGCGGGAGUUCCCACCCGGUCCCCUGCGUCGGCGGCAGCAGCAGGUGCACCUCCCGUGAAGCUUAUCUUUUCAAACCCUGACUUGCUGUGGGCCAACGAGUUCCCCCGCAGUCGCUUCGGACAGGGCGCCUUCGCCCACAUGCUGCUUUCCAUCUACUCGCGCCUCACAGCCGGCGCGCGCCCCCACCACGUGACGUACUACGGCAAGCCCAACCCCCAGCCGUACAGGCUCGCCGAGCGGCUGCUGCUGUCUCAGGCGCAGCAGCUGGGUCUCCACCUGCCCCAGGUGGCCCCUGGGGAGCUGCCCUUCAGCGGCAUCUACGCGGUGGGGGACAACCCCGCAGCGGACGUGCGCGGAGCCAACCAAGCGGGAGGGCCCUGGGUGUCGGUGCUGGUGCGGACAGGCGUGUUCCAGGGCCCGGGUCCCAACUGCGAUGUGGACACUGCCCGAGUGGCGGUGGACGAUGUGGCGGCGGCGGUGGACGCGGCGCUGCACCACACACGCAACCUGCGCUGGCACAGCAUGAGGUAGACAGAAGGGUCGAGGAGGAGGAGGGCGAGGAGAAGGAGGAGGAGGCGCGCUGGGGCUGGGCUGUGUAGGGCUCGGUAGCUUGUGCCACCUAUGGGGGACACAGGUUUGUGGGACUGUGUGGGGCGGAGGCUGCUGCUGUUGGAAGGUGGCUGCUACGCUGUAGCUACUUGGGCUGCUGUAAUGGUGGUUGAAAGGGAGGAUGUAGGUAAGCGGUAGGGGUAGUGGGAAUGAGCAGUUGCGGUUCCUAGGGGGGGGGCUGCCAUUGUAGGAGGAAGGGGAGCGUGUGGGUGCGGUUGUGGGGGGUGCAUUCGGUUAAGACGUUUGGGGCGCUUCAGACACCCAACAGGUGAGGAGCAAUCGAUGCGAUGGAAGGUUCGGAGCGCAUCCGGCCACGGCGUGCUUAGCGUGUGAGCACAAACCACGGGUCUGGGAAUGGCAAUUCGUGGGGUACCGGUCUGCAGAGAGGCAGACAGGCAGGCGACCAGGGCUACAAGACUACGUGAGGUUAUGCUGUGCGUCGGUGGUUACCAGCGCAUUCCAGGUGCCGCACUUUGGGGGUUGCAGCAGCAACGGUGGCAGCUGUACAAGGCUGGUGUUCAUAAAAGCUAGAGCCACGCUACUGGUAGCUGCUGAGCCUGGCACCGUUGUCAGGUCUCGUCGGAGACCUUCAAGGUUCUCUUGCGUCAUCCUCCGCUACUGCCAACCAAGACACAUUGUGAGAAAGGUGUUCUCCGUUAGGCAUAUCUCCGGUGCGUAUCAACUU